Ochotona curzoniae (black-lipped pika) is the source of this 942-nucleotide messenger RNA. RefSeq names its product radial spoke head component 1 (gene RSPH1). The transcript has 9 exons. Gene Ontology annotation, cellular component: motile cilium; nucleus. Lineage: Eukaryota; Metazoa; Chordata; Mammalia; Lagomorpha; Ochotonidae. Gene Ontology annotation, biological process: spermatid development; axoneme assembly. The record is from RefSeq and is a predicted model, not a curated record. Bases 1 to 918 code for a protein of 305 amino acids.
AUGUCGGACUUGGGCUCGGAGGAGCUAGAGGAAGAGAGGGAGAACGAUCUUGGGGAGUAUGAGGGCGAGCGGAACGAGGCGGGCGAGCGGCACGGGCACGGCAAGGCAAGGCUGCCCAACGGCGACACCUACGAGGGCAGCUAUGAGUUCGGCAAAAGGCACGGCCAGGGCGUCUACAAGUUCAAAAACGGUGCCCGCUACAUCGGGGAGUAUGUCAAGAACAGAAAGCAUGGGCAAGGCUCGUUUGUCUACCCGGACGGCUCGCGAUAUGAAGGGGAGUGGGCUGAUGACCAGAGGCAUGGCCACGGCGUGUACUAUUAUGUCAACAAUGACACCUACACAGGGGAAUGGUUCAACCACCAGAGGCACGGGCAGGGCACCUACUUCUACGCGGAGACGGGCAGCAAGUACGUCGGUACCUGGGUGAACGGACAGCAGGAGGGCGCGGCCGAGCUCAUCCACCUGAACCACAGGUACCAGGGCAAGUUCAUGAACAAAAACCCCGUGGGCCCCGGCAAGUUCGUGUUUGAUAUCGGCUGCGAGCAGCACGGGGAAUACCGUUUAACCGACGUGGAGAGAGGAGAAGAGGAGGAAGAGGAGGAGGUGUUGGCAGCUGUCGUGCCCAAGUGGAAAGCCACCAGGAUCGCGGAGCUGGCCCUGUGGACACCGACACUCCCCAAGGAGCAGACCCCGCCCGAGGGGCCUGGGCAGGAGGAAGCCCCCCGAGCCGAGGGUACAGGGGAGGACAUGGAGGAGAGCCAGGGCCUGCCAGAUGGCUUGGAGGGCGACAUGGAGCUGAGGCCUGGGGACGAGGACGCGGACGUGUUCCGGGACGAUGCCCGCGACUAUGGUUAUGACAUGGACCAGGGAAAUGCCAGUCUGGAAGAGGAAGAAGGCCGGCAGGAGCUGCAGGACUGAGGCAGCCUGGGGGCCCAGCAGGGG